Molecule: messenger RNA, 228 nt
Organism: Cylicostephanus goldi
Lineage: Eukaryota; Metazoa; Nematoda; Chromadorea; Rhabditida; Strongylidae
Source: the annotation of a GenBank genome assembly
AUGGAUUCAAUUCCAGAGGACCUCACGAUAUCCAUGGACCCACAAGCGGUAUCCACACGUGGACGGUCGUCUUUCAGUUGGAUAAGCAAUUCUGAAACAGAUUGGGCACAAAGCACAUUGAGGAGCAGAAUAGAGACAUUCGGAAAGCGUUUGUCACAUUGGUUCGAUACGCUUGACUAUGACGGUGACUACAUGAAUCUUCAAUUCAACAUCGGUAUGGAAUGCUAG